Messenger RNA from Daldinia childiae, 1515 nucleotides. Its product is annotated as MFS antiporter QDR2. The record is from RefSeq and is a predicted model, not a curated record. The transcript is spliced from 2 exons. Bases 1 to 1515 code for a protein of 504 amino acids. Gene Ontology annotation, biological process: transmembrane transport. NCBI's taxonomy places the organism in Eukaryota, Fungi, Ascomycota, Sordariomycetes, Xylariales, Hypoxylaceae. Gene Ontology annotation, molecular function: transmembrane transporter activity.
AUGGCAUCUGAAGAGCGGCAGGAAGUGUCACUGAAUACGCCACCGGCAUCACCACCCCCGGAGGAGCCAUAUAGCAUAUUUGACAAACGACAGAAAGCUCUAAUCGUGCUUAUUGUUUCUACUGCAGCAACCUUUUCCGGGUUUGCAUCAAAUAUUUAUUUUCCCGCACUUCCUACCAUUGCUCAUGACCUGAAUAUCUCGAUAGAGCUGGUCAACCUUACAAUAACGUCAUAUCUUAUUUUCCAAGGUUUAGCACCCAGCUUCUGGGGCCCCAUCUCAGACGUCAAGGGGCGCAAAAUUGCAUAUGUCUUUACAUUUCUAGUGUUUUUAGGCGCAUGUAUCGGCUUAGCAGAGACGAAGAGCUACGCGACCCUUAUAGUGCUAAGAUGCUUGCAAAGUACCGGCAGCGCAAGCACUAUUGCAAUCGGAUCCGGUGUGAUUGGUGAUAUUACCACCCGCGCUGAACGCGGUGGCUUCAUGGGAAUUUUUCAGGCCGGGUUGCUCGUUCCCGUUGCAGUCGGACCAGUCAUUGGAGGUGCUCUGGCGGGAUCAUUGGGAUGGAGAUCAAUCUUCGUAUUUCUGGCAAUCUACAGUGGUGUCUUCCUAAUACUGUUGAUCGUUCUUCUUCCUGAAACAUUGAGGUCGAUUGUUGCAAACGGUAGCAGGAAUCCGUCAAACCCAAUCGCCGCAUAUCCCUUACGGAUUUACCAAAAACUCUCCAAAGUGAGAUGGAAUCCUGACGCGGCUUCGUCAGAGCCUGCAGCAACAAAGCAUAUCGAUGUCACGGGGCCAUUACGCAUUCUCAUCAGUAAACACGCAGCGCCUAUUAUCAUAUUCCUUGCUAUCUACUACGCUGUUUGGCAGAUGAGUAUCACCGCUAUGUCGUCUCUUUUUCAAGAUCGUUACGGCCUGAGUGAAACACAGAUCGGCUUGACGUUUAUUGCAAAUGGGGCGGGAUCUAUGAUCGGAACGCUCGUCACGGGCAAGAUUCUGGACACCGAUUAUCGUCGAGUCAAGGCUCAAUACGAAGCUCAAUUUACUCAACACGAUUCUGAAACAAGUGAUGGACAAAUACGAUCCACGGCAUAUAUGGAAGACCACUUUCCUCUUGAAAAGGCGCGCCUCCGACUCAUACCCAUUUUCUCCCUAGCUCAGUGUCUGUCAAUCAUUCUCUUUGGCUGGACCAUUCAGUAUCCCGAUCGCGUCCAUAUCGCUGUCCCCAUCGUUUCCACUUUCAUCACUGGCUGGACUGCCGUAUCUACGCAGUCUGUGGUUAUGACUUACCUCGUCGACAUCUUCUCCGACCGUAGCGCCGCUGCCAGCGCAAGUUUAAACCUUGCCAGGUGCUUAUUCGCGGCCGGCGGUACAAGCUUUAUAAUGCCCAUGGUGAACGGCAUUGGUGUCGGCUUGGCGUUUACGAUAUGUUCUAUCGUUCAAGUUGUUGCGCUAUCGGGCGUAGCCAUCCAGUGGAAAUUCGCUGCUUCAUGGAGACAGAAGAAAAAUGAGACAAUGUGA